AUGGAGCAAGCAUGCGAAGACAUAGACCAACUGUUCAGCAAUUUAUUGGGAGAAAUGGAUCUGCUGACACAGAGUUUGGAAGUUGAAAUUGGCCCACCUCCACCUGCCAAAACAUCUAAUGAUGAAUUUAAUUUUGCGGUUGGUUUUAAGGAUUUAAAUGAAUCCUUGAAUACACUGGAAGAUACCGAUUUGGAUGCUUUAAUGGCUGAUCUUGUAGCAGACAUCAGUGAAGUAGAAAAGAAGACUACUUCCCAAGAACACAAGGAUGCUAUUCAGUAUCAGCAAGCUGCUGGGACUCAGCCUUCAGCAAAUUAUGCUGCCGCUUAUGGUUCUCAUGUAUAUGACACAGUGGAGAAUGACUUGCCGCCUCCCCCCGUAGACCUGACCUUUGACCCUCCACUGCCAUCGCCACAGCCACCACCCCCUACUAUAUCACUCACACAGGAAGAACAAGAGGCACAAGCAAAAGCAGAGAAGAUUAGGCUUGCGUUAGAAAAACUGAAGGAAGCCAAGGUUAAAAAGCUUGUUGUCAAGGUGCACAUGAAAGAUAACAGCACAAAGUCACUGAUGGUGGAUGAGCGGCAAACGGCACGCGACGUCUUGGAUAAUCUCUUUGAGAAAACCCACUGUGACUGUAGGGUGGACUGGUGCCUUUAUGAAAUAUACACAGAGCUACAAAUUGAAAGAUUUUUUGAAGAUCAUGAAAAUGUGAUAGAAAUCUUAUCAGACUGGACCCGGGACACCGAAAAUAAGAUUCUGUUUUUGGACAAAAGUGAAAAAUACGCUGUGUUUAAAAACCCUCAGAAUUUCUACAUGGCAAACAAAGGGAAAAAUGAAAGCAAGGAAAUGAAUGAGAAAAACAAAGAAGCUUUACUGGAGGAAAGCUUCUGCGGCACAUCUGUGAUGGUGCCAGAAAUUGAAGGGCCUCUUUAUUUGAAAGAAGAUGGAAAGAAGUCCUGGAAGAGACGUUAUUUUCUUCUGCGAGCUUCUGGAAUUUAUUAUGUACCCAAAGGAAAGACCAAGACGUCUCGGGAUUUGGCUUGCUUCAUCCAGUUUGAGAAUGUAAAUGUCUAUUAUGGUGUCCAAUUCAAAGUGAAGUAUAAGGCACCUACAGAUCACUGCUUUGUCUUGAAGCAUCCUCAGAUACAGAAGGAAUCGCAGUAUAUCAAAUACCUGUGCUGUGAUGACAAGCAGUCGCUGCAUCAGUGGGUAACUGGUAUAAGAAUUGCAAAGUAUGGCAAGACGUUGUAUGAUAACUACAAAUGUGCACUGCAGAGAGCUGGCUUAGCAUCUCGAUGGGGAAAGCUGGGGAAUGCUGAACCCACAAUUGCUGCCGGAUCAUCUCCAAAAGGGAGGACUCAUGCAAACGGGCAGAUACCCAAAGCCACAGCCCUCGCAACCCCAGAUUCUUCAGAGAGCGAAAAACCUACUGACAUGCCAAAGGCUAAUCGAUCAGACAGCAUCUGCAACUUCACUCCAGUGCAGCUGCCUGCCACGCCACAACUGAGGCACCAGCGCAAACCUGCGGGGAUGCAGCCUCCCCGCCCUCCUCAAAGACUAUCUUCUGCGGUUACGACCUCCUUGUCCAUGCCCGCAAGUGCGGUGAGGACAAGCACACCUUUCACGACAGACCCGGCGGAAUUUCCACCACCCCCUGAACUGAUACCCCCGCCCCCUGAAUUGGUGGACUUGCCCCCACCCCCUCCUGACUUCUACGAAGCGCCUCCUGAUUUUGUGCCCCCGCCACCCCCUUCCUCUGCUAAUGGUGAUCCAGAUCUACCACCUCCUCCUCCUCCCCCCUCCGUCUCUGCCCCCGCACUCCUCCCUCCAGUCCGAAAGAAGAUUGUUCCUCCUCCUCCUCCUCCUAAAAGACACGAAGCCAGCAGGGUGCAGGGAGAAGAGACCAAAGAAAGUGAGCCACAUCCGGCCGAGGAUGCAGCUGGGCAAGGAGAUUUCAUGUCUGACUUGAUGAGAGCUUUGCAGAAGAAAAGGACUGAGAUGUCAUGA
Molecule: messenger RNA, 2007 nt
Organism: Euleptes europaea (tarantolino)
Lineage: Eukaryota; Metazoa; Chordata; Lepidosauria; Squamata; Sphaerodactylidae
Gene: APBB1IP
Product: amyloid beta precursor protein binding family B member 1 interacting protein
Exons: 13
Coding region: 1-2007 (668 amino acids)
Biological process (GO): signal transduction
Cellular component (GO): plasma membrane; cytosol
Source: RefSeq, a predicted model, not a curated record